AUGGACCACUUCAGGGCCACCACAGUUCAGAACGGAGCUCUGGUAUCGACUCGGCGAGGACUGCAGGUGGCUAAAGUUAAGCAUCGAGGAACUCGCUUCGUCAACACUUUCGCCGCGACGACUCCCCAGCCGGAAAAUUCCACACAGAGACCGGAUGGCUCCACCCCCGUCGACCUUCCCAAGUCCUUAGAGGCAAGGUUCGGGUUCGUGGCGAAUUCGAAGCAGGUUAGAAAAUCUUCGGGUGCGCGCAAGGGCAAGAAUUCCGUACCAGUGCGAAAGAAAUUAAUGGUGCGACGCAAAGCCACUAAUCUCUCGAGCAACGACUUGAGCGACGACCUCGCUCUUGUCCUUGCCAAGGACUCGGCAAGGUUGCCACCCAUUAGCAAUUGGAGGCCGAAGCCGUGGAAGACACACGCCGGCUACAACCACUUUGGCUUCGAAAUUGCCGAAAUGAGCGGAGAAAUGGUGCACGCCUACUUUUCCCUCGUUCCUCCCAAAAUGUACCCUCUCGGGGAAAUACUCCUCUUCAACCCCAUUCGGACACCGUCUUUCUUCGAGAGAGCACAUAGCAACCUCGUUACUAUGCAUUGCGUCGCCAUGGCUGGUUCCCUGUUGGAGUCGGUUGUGAGGGGCAGGAGGAGCUCAACAGAAAUGGCGUUCUACAUCGGCAAGGUGUGUAACAUGGUGAACGAAAAGCUGCAAGACAGGUUCUAUCGGAUCGAGCCUACUGUAUUAGAGUGUGUUGUAGCUAUGGCUACCCUGGCUGGUUUGCGGCGGAUGAUCGAGUUAUGCAACGGCCUUCAGAAAAGCUUUGGUUACUGCCUCAACAAGGUCCGCAGGUUAGUGGUUGGAACCGAAAUCUUCCUGAUGACGUGGCUGAAGUCGCACUUUAGGGGGGACAUUAAAGGGGCGGCCAUUAUCGGCGCCCUCCCGUACCUCGACUAUCCCCGCUUCUACGAUCUCAUCUCCAAUAAACUCGCUCCUGAAGUCCGCGCCGACAUUGUCGACAAAGCCACUUCCGUCCUCAACCCUUGCGCUCUCAAUCCCGUCAUAACCGACGCUAUAAUCUCCCUAGCAAAGUUUGCAAACAUCGUAACAAUAGCGCGGGACGACCCAACCCAUUCUAUGAAGUUCGAUCCGGAUGCGUUUAUCGAAGAGUGGUUCUGGGUCGAGUACAAGAUUAUCAAGUACCCUGGACCAUUGCGCGACGAUACCACCUCGACGAUCGGCAUCCCCCCGGUCGCCGUCGACAAGCCGGCACGCCUGCAAACUUACAACGCCGGAGUGCCAAGGGUCCCGAGCAUCAAGUAUUCGCCGACACCGGACCUCCGUCCAACACCGUCCAAGAACCUUCUCGAGCCCGCCGUGCGGCUCGCCGCCACGCUUUACAUCGAGGAGCUCAUACCGGACGACCCUCGCUCGCUGAAUGCUUAUGCCAUCCUCCUCAGCUUGCUGCGGUACCAGGUCGACACCAUUCUUAAGCAACUGCAGUCACGUAUCAUCUUUGGAAUGCUUCUUGACAACAACAAUCAGAAAGACGGCCUCCCCUCUUUCUCCGCCUUGAAACCCGUCAUUAUUUGGGUCUGCAUUGUAGGGUAUAUCACGUCGCUGAUAGCUGACAAGUACGAGAGCUCCCAGAACUCCGACCGGCACGACCGUACUGUGUUCAGAGAGUGCCUCUCUCUGAUCGUUGGGCCCACCCCAGAGUGUGUGGAUAAAAUGACCGAAAGCGACUUCGCCAUGUGCCGGGUGCUGGAGCUGGGUUGGCUCAAGAUGAACGACUGGGGAGACCGCAAGAUUCUAAAGUUGAUUAUCAAGGAGCGUAUUAUAGGAGAGCUUCAGAACUACGACUAUUACUAA
Scedosporium apiospermum is the source of this 1860-nucleotide messenger RNA. RefSeq lists its product as uncharacterized. The coding region runs from base 1 to 1860 and encodes 619 amino acids. The transcript is spliced from 3 exons. The record is from RefSeq and is a predicted model, not a curated record. Lineage: Eukaryota; Fungi; Ascomycota; Sordariomycetes; Microascales; Microascaceae.